ACUCUAACUCAUGAAUCCCUCAGAGGAACACGUCGCUAUUCACUGGACCCAUGGCUCGCCCUUCGAUACCCAGUGAAAAUCCCUUGCAGCCUCCGUCAUGACGCUCAAAUAUCGCUCGCCUUUUACCUUUUCAUCGCCGUUGCCUCGUGCCGUACGAAAUUUCUCCUCGACUGCGCGCACCCUCACCAUCAAGCCCAUCUCGCAUCUUCCCAAUCGCAUAAAGCCACUGUACGCUCAGAGCCCCCAAGCGACCUUACUUUCUCUGCAAUGGCCUUCACCCCCAAGAAAUAUACUCAUAACUAAGAAGAAACGAACACCCGGUAUCACCAACUCGCUCGUCGAAUAUGCCACCCACCUGUCCUCGACCUACCCCUCCAUAAAUAUUAUCCUCGAACCAGACUCGGCCACCGAAAUUCACGAAGCGCUACCGUUUCCUGUCUAUACAUAUGAGGGCGCCCCACCUAACGGCGUUCCCCCGCUUCUGUCUGACAAGACCGAUCUGAUAUGCACUCUUGGAGGGGAUGGAACCAUUCUGCGUGCCAGCAGUCUGUUCUCCCAUGCCCCCAAUGUUCCGCCCAUACUUAGUUUUGCUAUGGGCACCAUAGGAUUCUUGGGCGAAUGGAAGUUUGCUGAACACAAACGAGCAUUUAGAGAGGUGUACAUGAGCGGGGCAAGCGAUGCCUACGCUAAUCUUGAACUUCCUUCGUCGUCAUCUUCAGGUGUCACCUCUUCGGAUCCUUUAGAUCGGCCUUUGUCAUAUGCAGACAUCCGCGGCAAAGCUAUGGGAACAAGCCGCACAGCACGGAUCCUUCUUCGCAAUCGCCUCAAAGUCGGUGUCUUCGGUCCCGAUGGGGCCCGCAUCAACAGCUCCAUUGAUCGCGACACAUACGCUCUCAAUGAGGUUAUUGUCCAUCGCGGCAUCUCGCCGCACCUGAAGAUCGUCGAUGUCUUCGUCGGAGGCCGCUUUUUGACCGAAGGCGUUGCUGAUGGCAUGAUCAUUUCCUCUCCCACCGGAUCUACCGCCUAUUCACUGUCUUCAGGUGGCUCCAUCGUGCAUCCCCUUGUGCCCUCUCUGCUCCUGACCCCAAUCUGUCCGCGUUCGCUCUCUUUCCGGCCCUUGGUCCUUCCAGCAAAUACGCCCAUCACUUUGCGUCUCGGCGAGAAGAAUCGCGGUAGAGAGGUCGAUGUUAGCAUUGACGGCAGGCGCAUUUCAGAGGGUGUCGGCGUCGGUAUGGAAGUACGCGUUUUGGGUGAAGAGGUGAGGAAUGCCGAAGGUGAGUGGUGUGGUGGCGUUCCCAGUAUUGUCAGGGGGACCUCGGGGAUGGCUGGUGAAGCUCUGGAGGAGGAUCAUUGGGUAGGAGGACUCAACGCUUUGCUGAAGUUCAACUACCCUUUUGGGGAUCAGGACGCCGAUGGAAAACGUUAA
Messenger RNA from Periconia digitata, 1426 nucleotides. Lineage: Eukaryota; Fungi; Ascomycota; Dothideomycetes; Pleosporales; Periconiaceae. The record is from the annotation of a GenBank genome assembly.